UAUUAAAAAGACAGUUCGAUAACUUAAAUUUAUCGAACAAGUCAAUCGAACGGUUGCUUCAGAAUCUGGUACCUAUACAAAAAAUAAUAGGGAAAUCAGAGACAAGAGUAAAAAGGGCAAGUAAAUACUGCAUCGCGGCUGGGUGUUUUAACAACGAUAAGAAUUCCGAUUGUACGUUCUUCGCAGUGCCGUCGGGACAGUCGGAGGAAGAGGUCGAAAGGUGCAAAAAAUGGUUAACACUACUCGGCAGAGAGGACAUGUUAGAAAAAGACAAUUUGAGAAUCCGUUCCUACUGUGUCUGCUGUGCACAUUUCGACGACUCGCAAGUUAAAAUGCUCAAAACUCUCAAAAGGGGCGCCAUCCCGACCUUGUUACUAGCUAAUCACAUACAAGAAGGUUCAACAGCACCCACAGAGCGGUCAUCUUCAACACAAACCAUAUCUUCAGAGGACAAAGAUGCAGAAAUGGUAUCGUUACAAAACACAGCAUGUACCGUUUCAAAUAUAGACAUAGUUGAGACUAAAACAUUAUCGGCCGAAGACACAUUGAAAAAUUCGUCAGAAAACACAACAAGUGCUGUUUCAAAUGUAAUAAUUAUAAAGAGUGAAACUCAAUCGACUGAAGAAGCAUUGGAAAAGUCGACGCAGACUCCUAAAGGGUUAAAAAAAAGAAAACAUACGGAUGAACCUAAGAAGAAAUGCAAGGGACAAAACGAGAUGAAAAUAAAUAGAACUUAAUUACUUGAAUUGUUUUUAUUUCCUAUUUACAUAAUCCAUCCACAUUGAUUGACACAAUACAUUAAAGCCGUCUUAUUUAAUUUUUGAGAAGACUGGCUUAUACCUAAUUUGGUUUCUUUACCUAACAGAAUUUUAGGCAGGUAAACCUAGUAAAAGCUAUAAGAACCGGUAAUAUUUUGCAAUAUUAAUUAUUAUUAUAUCGGAAACAUUAAAUGGCUCCUGGCCCUGUAGCUGCUAGUAGGUGUGCAACGAGGGGGGGCGGGUUUAGGCUUUAGGGUCGGCAACGCGCAUGUAACUCCUCUGGAGUUGCAGGCGUACAUAGACUGCGGAGACUGUUUACCAUCAGGCGGGCCAUAUGCUUGUUUGCCACCGAAGUAGUAUAAAAAAAAUAUAUAUAUUAAUAUAAUAGGUCAUACAGAUCACGAAAAAAUUGGCUGUUUAAUACAUUUUGGCUGGCCAUGUCAGGUGUAGGUGUUUUCCGUGGGAGAAAGAAGAUAGGUACUAUAUUCUCAUAUCGCAAAAUAUUACCGGUAAGUAAUUGAAACUACGGAACCCUAAAAACAGCCUGUACAACAAUUAUAUAUUUACUACCUAAUGUU
Molecule: messenger RNA, 1336 nt
Organism: Cydia pomonella (codling moth)
Lineage: Eukaryota; Metazoa; Arthropoda; Insecta; Lepidoptera; Tortricidae
Exons: 2
Coding region: 258-737 (159 amino acids)
Source: RefSeq, a predicted model, not a curated record